AUGCUCCAAGAGUCACAGGAGCGUGAAGCUGAACUCAAGGAGACUCAAGCAACGACUCUGAAGCAAGCCAGGGCGAAGCUGCGAGACUCCGAGAGUGAGCUCCAGGACAAGCAGGCAAAGCUGUUGCAGCGUGAGGCCGACUUCGAGCGCACCAUGCAGGACAAAGAGCGGGAGUUCCAACAGACGGCCCGACAACAACAGGUGCGGGAGAAGGAGCUUCGCCACAGGGAGGUGGCCGUCGCAGAACGUGAGAAGGACAAAGAGAGGGAGUUCCAGCAGACUGCACGUGAGCAGCAGGUGAGAGAGCAGGAGCUCUGUGAGAGGGAGCGAGCUGUGCUGCAGCGUGAGAAGGAAUUGAACAGGAGGCCGCUUGCUGCUGCGAUGUCCCUGGGACCCAGAAAGGUGGCACAGACACCGGAAGAUAUUGCGCAGGUCUCCCCUCAGCGUCCGCCAGCGAAGGAAAGACAGCUGGAGACACCGCCAGGCCCUGCUCAUCGAACUGUGUCUCGAGAAGUCCCAGCGCAAGCCAGGCGAAAGAAGCGCACGCUGUCUGACUACAAGAGCCAAGAUGAGCAGAGGUGGGGCUGGUACCAGCAUUCCGCCGAGAGGAAGCGUGAAAGUGUGGCGACGACAGAAUCACUGUCGCAGCCGCAAGCUGCGCAAGAAGUCUGCAAAGAAAAGUUGCCCGAGCUGCCGCAGAAGGCCCCUCGAAAGCCAUGGAGGCCUGAGGCGGCGCUGCAAGUAGGACACGAUGUGGCAGAAAGACCCAUUGAACAGGCCUCAGCAGGAAAGGAAGACAGAGACAUCUGGGCUUCCGUGCCGGAGCAGCCAGAGGAUCAAGUUCCUGAAGAGUCUGUGACGCCUUUCCACAAUAACCAAGCUGGAGAAGAAACUUCCGGCGAAGAGGUGGAGCCGGCGGAAGUUCCCGCAGACUCGAGCGCGCCUUUGCACUCCAGGCCUAGACAAGAAAUCCCAGAAAAGGGCUUCAUGACACUGGAUCUGGGAGAGCUCUUGGAUGCGGUUUCCAAAGGCCUUGACCCUUUGGAGGUGGAGCAGUCGAAGCGCCAGAAGGGGAGCCAAGAUGCACCUCAGGCGCCUGUAGAUGGAGACGAAGACCUCUCUGAGCCCGAGGCGCCUGAAGAAAUCGACUGGAGCUGUGACGAAGAAGUCGAGGAACUGCCGCAGGCUGUGCCCAAGCCGAAGCCUGCGCCCCCUCUGGAAGUGCUGCAGGCUGUGCCUAAACCCAAGCCCGCGCCCCCCUCGGCACCUUUUUGCGAAGAAGAUAUCAUGCAGCCACCGGCCGAGGACUUUACUCCAGAGCCACCGAGGCUAGAGCAGUUAUUGCCAAGUGAGCCGUUUUUCAAGGACAGCGCCGCUUUUGCCACCUCAGAGCUUGAGGAAGACGUGAAUACCAUGCCACAGGACGCUCGCGAAACGCGCCUUGAAGCUGAGGAUGCUAGCGACCGAGCUGACUUCCCGGAGACGGAGCAGUCUCAGGAGCUUUUGGCUGAGGACGAUGGGGCUCUGGGUAUGGAGGAGGCGUCUCCUGCAACCCUGGCGCCGGCGGAGCCUGUACUCACAGGUCGCCAGAAGAAGCAAAAGUGGAUGGAAAAGAAGUUCCCCGGCCUCCCUGCGAAAGGUGCCUCGAAGGGUGGCCAGAAAGGGCACAAACAGCCCCGGUCGGACGCAAGGACCCAGGUUUUGCCUAGGCCUUGGCCCAAGUUAGGCGCUGUGUCUUCGAGUGCCCUGGGUCCGGCUCAUAGCAGAGCCUGCCCUCUUAGAGGUUCUCCGGAUGUCGACCGCGAGGAGUUUAGCCGCCCAGGUCGCAGCGAGCGACUCAGCUGCCCGGCUUUUGGAAUAUGGCGCCGUCCUGGAGAUGACCUGCUACGCCUCACAAGCCGCCGCGAACACCGCGGCAGCCCCGUCAUCGAGACGAACCAUGAGCCGUCGCUUGGAUGGAAUUCUUCUGUGGGGUCCAGGGCGCAGGGCUUAGUUUCUAGUUCAGCGUUGAAAGCAAUGGGGUUUCAGGGUUCCCGGGGCUGA
Symbiodinium sp. CCMP2592 is the source of this 2043-nucleotide messenger RNA. The record is from the annotation of a GenBank genome assembly. Lineage: Eukaryota; Dinophyceae; Suessiales; Symbiodiniaceae.